ACUGGAGCUCACAGUGAGAAAAUUACUGUUUUAUAAACUCAAGAUGGCGUCAACUGGAUAUACGCGUUCAUUAUUGUUGGAUGAUUUAGGCUUCCCUGAAAGUCUACUAGAUGUUUUCGAGCAGUGCGGGAUCGGAUUAUUCGAAGUAAUAACCUUCUCGAUUGAAGAGUUACAGUGUCAUUUGCAGCAAACGGAUGCUGAUUGGAAAAUUGAGGUUAUUUUUGAAGCUAUAAGUUCCUGGCGAAAAAGAAAUAAAUCAGCGAUCCUCAGUGCAUUAACCAGCAACGGACUUCCCGGAAAUGGAGGAGCAAACGAACCCUGUGAGUCAAGUGGAAGCGUGCUGAAUACACAUGCACUUGAAAGAGAGCAGCGAGGCUUAUUACACCCGUCAAUGAAUCGACCGAUUCGGGAAUUGUGUCUACAAAAGCAGUAG
Topomyia yanbarensis is the source of this 433-nucleotide messenger RNA. RefSeq lists its product as uncharacterized. The record is from RefSeq and is a predicted model, not a curated record. The transcript is spliced from 3 exons. NCBI's taxonomy places the organism in Eukaryota, Metazoa, Arthropoda, Insecta, Diptera, Culicidae. Bases 44 to 433 code for a protein of 129 amino acids.